Messenger RNA from Bathycoccus prasinos, 204 nucleotides. RefSeq names its product angio-associated migratory cell protein. The record is from RefSeq and is a predicted model, not a curated record. The coding region runs from base 1 to 204 and encodes 67 amino acids. Gene Ontology annotation, molecular function: protein binding. The transcript has a single exon. NCBI's taxonomy places the organism in Eukaryota, Viridiplantae, Chlorophyta, Mamiellophyceae, Mamiellales, Bathycoccaceae.
AUGUUUCUCUAUUCUUUCCAUUCUUCGCGCAACAGCACGUCUAUUGACGGCAUCGUGAGACUUUGGGACGCGCGUACUUCUCAGUGCGUCCGCGAACAGCAAGGCCACACCAAAGCCAUAUUAGAUUUUGCGCUCUCCCCGGAUUACGCGCGCGUGCUCACCGCCUCCGACGAUGGCACUUCGCGCGUCUUCAACUUUCAAUAA